AUGCUGAAUUCCGUGGACCUUAGUGGCGCCAAAUCCAUUGAUGGUAAAUUUCCGCUCGCAAAAAAGAUACCACAUUGUUUGAAGAAUUUUCAUUACAUUCGUCAUGUCAAAAAUUACAAAAUAGAAAUCCUCCAGAGAAUUCGAAACUAUAUCUCGACACAUCGCAGCAAAAAAGAAUGGAUCACGGGUUGGGGAUGGGAUCAAACGCAAUGGCAAUCCAAAUCGUUUCCCACUUCUAAAGAUAUAGAUUCGGACCCGGAACUCGCUCGGUACCCAAUCGUAUUGUUACGUGUUGACGGACAUGCACUGUGGGUAAAUGAAAGAGUAUUGAAUAUCCUGCAAAAGGAUCGAAUUCCAGAUAAGGUUGACGGAGGAGAGAUUGGAAGGGAAAAAGAAACGAAUCGAUUGACUGGAAUUUUUGUAGAUAAUGCCAUGGAAUUAGUUCUUGAACGAAUUGAGGGAAUGGGUGAAGGAAGAUUGACUGUGAGAAGUGUGAAACUAUUUAUGGAUGGAGCAUUGGGAAGUUGGGGUGCAGCACUUUUGGAACCAUAUUCCGACGAACCGACCAAACAAGGUCUGCUAAUAUCAGACCCAACAUUACUGCCGCCUGUGAUUAAUCAAUGGAUUGAAAAGGGAUUCCAAGUGAACACGCACUGCAUAGGAGAUCGUGCUAAUCGCAUAAUCAUAGACAUGUAUGAAAAGUGCUUUCAAGAUUAUGUAAAAUUACAUUCGAAUAAUGGAAAUAUUACUGAUGAGGAAUUUCCCAAAGAAGUUGAGAAGUUGGCUGAGAAACUAAGGUUUAGAAUUGAGCACGCACAAAUCUUGGUAAGUAAGAACGCACAUAAUAAAUCCGUUUCCAAAUUGAGAUAA
Messenger RNA from Acaulospora colombiana, 870 nucleotides. The record is from the annotation of a GenBank genome assembly. Lineage: Eukaryota; Fungi; Glomeromycota; Glomeromycetes; Diversisporales; Acaulosporaceae.